Messenger RNA from Lolium rigidum, 970 nucleotides. RefSeq names its product DNA replication complex GINS protein PSF2. Bases 52 to 687 code for a protein of 211 amino acids. Gene Ontology annotation, cellular component: GINS complex; nucleus. Gene Ontology annotation, biological process: DNA replication; double-strand break repair via break-induced replication. The transcript has 8 exons. Lineage: Eukaryota; Viridiplantae; Streptophyta; Magnoliopsida; Poales; Poaceae. The record is from RefSeq and is a predicted model, not a curated record.
GCACCCGGCGCAUCCUCUACCUAGAUCCGCCCCCCUGCCCUCAAAUCGCCAAUGGCGGGGCAAUCCGACCCGCACCUCUCCCUCUUCUCGCCCUCCGAGGUGGAGUUCGUGGCGGAGGACGAGAUCGUCGAGAUCGUCCCCAACAUCCGCAUGGAGGCCCUCAACAUGAUCUGCGGGGAUUUCGGACCCUUCUUCCCGCAAAUCGCAAGCAAGGUCCCACUGUGGCUUGCCGUGGCGCUCAAGAGGCGUGGCAAGUGCACCGUACGCGCACCCGAGUGGAUGACUGUUGACCGCUUAACGCAGGUGUUGGACGCAGAAAGAGAGUCACCUAGAGAAUUUCAGCCAUUACCAUUCCACUAUAUUGAAGUAUCCAAGCUUCUGUUUGACCAUGCUCGUGAUGACAUCUCGGAUGCAUACUUGGUGAGAUCUUUGAUUGAGGAUAUCAGAGAUGUCAGGUUCCAUAAGGUCGAGAGUGGAUUAGAAACAUUAUCUGGCCGUACUCAUGCUGUGAAGCUCAAAAAUCUCUCUGCAAUGGAGGUGAAUAUUGUCCGCCCUUUUAUGGUGAGAACUCUGCAGGCGUUCUACAAGCAUGAUAGCCCACAGAUGAUUCAGCAGGCAGAUAAUACAGGGAGCAGAUCAACACCAGUCACAGACCGCGGUCCAAGAAGAGACCUAAGGCGCAGGUAGGAGCAUACUUGUGCAGAGGGACCUCAGGCGCAGGUGAAGAGUGCGGGUGUACCUGUCACUUGUAUUUGCAGAUAGUUUUCUGCACAUAAGUUGAUUGUAGUGAAGAAAGUACCGGCGUUGUUGUGAUGUGAUGUAUGUUCCUACCUGAAAGCCAUUGUAGUUCCCUUAGUGUGGCUCUUCUGCUAUUGUGCUGGAUAGUAAUGGUACCGACUUAAUGUAUUAACCAUAAUGUUUUAGGAUUGUGCUACCUGACAUUACUUUGUUUUGAGGAAGCCAUUGUCCA